GUUACGUGAGUAGAUCACAUACUGCAGUGAUGUGGCAGAGUCUAGUUAAGUCGCGUCGUUUCGUUGCGAAAAAUGUGUAAUCAACAGCGAGUCGGCAUUUAGUGAGCGGAAUUUGUCUGCAAGUUAAGUUAUAAUUGAACUAUAACUAAAUAAACUGAAAAUCAACAGAAUGGAACACAGCAUGACAUAAGUUAUGCUUCACUGAAACCAUUUUUCGUCCUUCCACAUACGUUUACAUAAAGUUGUGACUUUUUGCUAUUUUGUGAAGUGGACAGACAAGAGGAAUGUGCAGGAUCAAACUCAAACGGAAGAAUGGAACAGCAUACUAGAAAACACCAUAAACUUUAUGUUUUCGGGUGGUGCAGAAGGCAACAGAAUAUUAUUACUCAUAUGUGCCAUGAAGUGUGAAGGAAACGAUUUACAAUUAAUUGAAUUUACUAUGACUGAACAAGUUACCUUCAAUAUCAACACGUAAAUACUCACGCGUUCUGUGGAAAAUUUAUCAAGUACGAGUGUAAUUAAAUUUCUUUCGUAAGCAACAAAUGCUUGUAGUAAUGAAUUAGACUGUAACUUAUAUCCCACUCAUAUUGGAAGAGCGACUACUGAAAGCAGGACUAAACUAGAAUUUUUUAUUGAAAGUUACAUCACGCAAUUUCGUGUAGCUACAACUGUGACUCAGGGCAACACGAAAAUAUCUUUGUACCUGUCUGCAAAUGUUACACCACAAUACCAAUUCCAUAUAAUAUCUACAUUUUAUUGGGCUGAACAGUUAUAAAAGUGCAAAUUAAAUAUUCAACUUUCUGAGAUCUAGACACAGAGUGAAUGUUAUUUCUUAUUUUCUUCAAAAAGACGUAUCACAAAGCAGUAAUCAUCUCGUGCGACCGAAGUUCUUAUUCAGUAUCUUUUCUGUUUUCCUUACCUUUCAUCAGACUGAUAAAGUCUUCUGCUCGGUGAAAGUAAGGUGCGUCAGAAAAAAAUCUAUGCAAGUAAUGACCACAUUCAUUUAUCGAAAAUUUGUAGUUAAAUAGACGACAUCUUUAAAAGUUCCAUUUUUUCAGUGAAACAUAUCUGAACAUUUCCUACGGUAUUACAAUCGUUUAAAUUCUGCCAUGAAGAUUGUAAAUCAAUUUCAGAAAUAUCAAACUUUAAUAAAGUCAAAUAUGUUUCUUCCAUGAGAAUCAUUUGGAAUUUGUAUAUGAGAAUGUUCAACAGCUUCUAAAAUAUAUAUAAUAGUUUGUGUUUUCUUGCUUCCAGUGUAUUAGUUUCAAUCAAUAUUAUUUUUAAAUUUUUGCGUGUGGUUUUCGUGUUAGCCACAUUCUUUAACUUCUUAAUUCUCGAAGUAAAUUACGUAUUCUCAAAGGUUUCUGACGCUUGAAAUAUUUUUGAACUCUCUAAAGUGCAAACAAACAGUUGAAAACAUUCAACUAUCGUAUUUGCAUAAGAAUGUUUAUGUUAGGACACUUUAUAUAAAACAUCUUAUUUAGCAAGAGCAGUGAUAAUAUUAUCUUUUAGCAACGAGUGCCGCCAAGAGUUUAAUUAAUAAAUCUGUCGGUAAAGUAAUAUAAAAUUAUCUAAUAGAUGAGAGAUUUGUAGCUGUAAUUGGACUAACAACCAACAGCUGGCUGAGAUAACGUUGGUGAGUGAACUUCAUAACACACAUAACUUCCCUAGACAGUUAUAGAAAUUGUACCUUUCACGAUGGCAGCCAACUUCUUCAGCUCAUUAAUCUAAUAUAUUCUUAUAAAUUUAUAAAUUAUAAAUCUAGAGAAUAUUUAAUUCAUGUUUCACUGACAAAUCAUUAAGGUACCAAAAAUAAAUCAGAGGGUUCUGAAAGUAAAUUACUUAUUAACUCCGAAACUUCAGGAGUCUAGUAGAGACUUAAACCAUAAUUUUAUCUUAACAAGCAAGAAGGAAGUUAACAGAGCACUAUACUCGUGCAAGAGACGUAAUGAAUUAGUGAACUAAGUGUAUGCACCUGUUGGUGAGAUAGAUCUCAAUGCCUCUUAAAAGAGAUUGUUCAUUAGGCUGUCAUGAGAUCUACUACUAUUAGGUAGAGACACUGAGGUUAAGAUAUUGUGAACUUGCAUGAAGUGAAGAUUGUAUUAAUGCAAUAGCGAAAUUUAAAUAAGAACAUAUAUUUGUACUGAUAAUUCUCGGCUGGGGAUCAUGAGUCGCUAUUUCACAAUACUUUGUUUCUAAUUUUGUGUACUUUCCUCAUGAGGGAAUUCCAGAUUCUGCUGUAAGGCAGAACAGAACUGUAGCGUAACAAUUUCCAAUCAAAAUUAAAUUAUGCUAUUUAAAAUAUAUUUUCAUAAAUUGUAUAGAAACUUCUGUACUGAGUGUUGUUAAAAUACCUAACAGCGUAAACCUUAGUUUGCAAGAGAAAUAGUUCAUCAGAUACUAAUAUCUGCAUACCAUAACUCAUAGCUAAAUUCCAGCUAACCCUCAGGACUCUGUGGACUGCAGCCUCAAUUUUAAUAGCGUUAAUAGAAUUCCAUUCUCUACUAAAUCAGAAGACUAUAUGUCAACACAUGUCGUUCUUUUCUAAAGCUAAUGCCAUACAAAUAACAACGUAUUAAUUCGCUGUUUCACGCAAAUAACCUACAGGUAAUCUGAGAGAAAAUACUCAAAUUUUAGUGCCAAUAUAAUGUCAUAUUUAAUCCCAAUUUCAUACUAAUAUAAAACUUUUAUUCAGGUAUUCCCAGAAAAUUAAAUUCAAUUAAUAAAUUAAGUAUCUGACUACUGAAAUUUAAUAUGAUCAAUUUCCCUAUAUCAUUUCUAAAAAAAAAAAAUUUUGUCAUUAUAACUGCAAUACUGAGGAAUCAAAUGUGAAAGAAACGCGAGGCUUAAGACACAGCUACAGAGUCUUAAAAUUUUAUCUUCAAGUACAUUUUGUAUUUACAUUGUUUGUUUACUUUGCUUGCUGCUAAUAGCUAAGGACACUUCUUUUCAAGUGUCAUAUUAUUCACACAUUUUAUUAACAACUACAUGUUUUUAAAUGUGUCUUACUUUAAUGUUAUUGUAUUUUUUAUUUUGAGCAAAUAAUUUGUGUGCAACGGAUUUGUUUUCCUAUUAGAAAUUCGUUUUAUAAAAUAACAGAAAAAGAGAAAGUUUACUAUAAUGACGUUAAUUACAGAAACCUUAUUCAAGUGUCGGACGAAAAGUGGACAACCUCAUUAAGCUUCAGAAAUUGUUCAUCCUGAAAUUUGUGAAUAUUAUAAUAAAUAUAUCAGAAGAGUGAUGACACGUUUCAUAAUACAUCACAUGAAAUAUAAGCUAUAAAAUUGUUUCUGUCAUAUUAGUAAACCAAGAAAGAGGUGAAACAACUGGUGAUCUGAUUUGUGAGCGGAUUACGGACAGAAAUACGUAAUUGCUGCAGUAAUCGACUACAUGUCGAGUGGCAAAAGAUUGUUUCCUAUGCUUGUGUAUCGUGACUUCGAAUUUCCUCCAGUAUUACAUACAGGACACUAUAGGCUGUCGCUUGUACCGCCGCCGUUUCGGUUCCCCGUGUUUAUUGUGUAUGCCUGCGUAAUGAAAGUGUGUUAGUCAAGUAACACAAAGUCCUGAUGACCUAAUUACUUCCUGAAGAUGGCUGACGAUACAACAAUCCAUCCACCACCAGUGGCGGGAAUACCAGCUCUUCGCUACAGAAGCUGCCUGAACACGACCAGCAACUUAAGCUUGGCUUUCUGCGUCAAUGAGACUGUCACUGACGAACCACAUCAGCAGUCACUGCAGCUCAUACAGAAGACAGUUGCGAUUGUGGUUCCCCUGCUGUUUGGCCUCAUAGUGUUGGUAGGACUUAUCGGCAACGCGUUGGUAGUCCUCGUCGUCGCUGCCAACCAACAAAUGCGCAGUACUACCAACCUCUUGAUCAUCAACCUGGCCGUGGCAGAUUUACUCUUCAUUGUGUUCUGUGUUCCGUUCACCGCAACUGAUUACGUCUUACCUUUCUGGCCAUUUGGAGAUAUAUGGUGCAAAAUAGUACAGUACCUUAUUGUGGUCACUGCAUAUGCGAGUGUAUAUACACUAGUGCUUAUGUCUUUGGAUCGCUUCUUGGCCGUAGUACAUCCUAUAACCUCAAUGUCGAAUUUGUAUGAAUCUCAUCAGUGUUCGUCAAGCAAACGGUAUAAAAAUAUAUCACUAAUUCAAUACCAAAUGUAAGCAGAUGUGUACCGUUACACAGGGAAAUUCAUAGUAUGAAACACUAAAAUGGUUCUAUACAGAAGGAGAAUGCGUCAAAUAAGACGAAUAAAUGGUUGUUAUGUAGAAGGUGAAAGUACAGGACCAGAGAGUCGUGCCUCACCAUUCGUAAUAUGUAUGGAAAUAGUUAGUACAUUCAUUAAGCGCGUUCAGUUUAAAUUCCGUGGCACGGAUUCUGUUUGUCAGUUGAUACAAUUUAUUGUAAAAUUAUUUUUAAAUUAUUACCAUGGGCCUCAGAAUCUGCGUGCAGGUAGUUUCGUCUUACACUACACGUGUUAACCCGUCAGAUGCCAGGACGUGAGAGAAAUGUCGGGGGUUUUAUAAAGCCGUCUUCUCAAGUGUGAAAAACCUACACCUACAGCAACUUAAUAACGUAAGAUUCUGCCUUUCAGUGAGAUAAUAAGUUCACAGAUUUAUCGUGGCAUAUGAAGUCGCAGUUCAAUCUGUU
Zootermopsis nevadensis is the source of this 4651-nucleotide messenger RNA. Lineage: Eukaryota; Metazoa; Arthropoda; Insecta; Blattodea; Termopsidae. The record is from RefSeq and is a predicted model, not a curated record.